Messenger RNA from Aspergillus mulundensis, 1407 nucleotides. RefSeq lists its product as uncharacterized. Gene Ontology annotation, molecular function: transmembrane transporter activity. The transcript has 4 exons. Bases 1 to 1407 code for a protein of 468 amino acids. Gene Ontology annotation, biological process: transmembrane transport. Lineage: Eukaryota; Fungi; Ascomycota; Eurotiomycetes; Eurotiales; Aspergillaceae. The record is from RefSeq and is a predicted model, not a curated record. Gene Ontology annotation, cellular component: membrane.
AUGAAAGACGCACGCGACUCUACCUCCAUGACUGAGGUCGAGGAUAUCGAGGGCAAGCCGGCCGUGGCCCACGAGACACUGGUUGCUAGCUAUGUCCCCGGUACCGACGAGGAGAAGCGACUGGUUCGCAAGAUCGACCUCUAUCUGUUGCCGUGUAUUUGGGUGAUGUACCUCCUGAGUUACAUGGACCGCACAAACAUCGGCAAUGCCAAAGUCGCCGGCAUGGACACCGACCUCGACCUCGACAGCAACCGCUACUCAAUCGCCCUCGUCGUCUUCUUCAUCGGCUACGUGAUCUUCGAAGUCCCCAGCAACAUGCUCCUCUCGCACAUAAAGCCCAACAUAUACCUCCCGUGCAUCAUGUUCGCCUGGGGCUGCGUCACCAUCGGAAUGGCCUUCGUGCAGACAUACAAGGCGCUCAUUGGGUUUAGAGUUGCGAUGGGUCUGCUCGAGGCGGGAUUUGCGCCGGGCGUGCUGCUCGUUAUCAGUUCGUGGUAUAAGAAGUCCGAGCAGUCGAAGCGGUUCGCGGUGUAUAUCUCAGCGGCUAUUCUCUCAGGUGCCUUUGGCGGUUUGAUUGCCGGCGGCAUUGUAGGCGGGUUGGAUGGUGCACAUGGGAUCGAGGGCUGGCGGUGGCUGUUCAUCGUGGAGGGGGCGGCUACCGCGGGCGUAUCGAUCAUCGCGUCGUUCCUCCUGCUCGACUUCCCCGCAAGCACGAAACGGCUCAACGAGCGCGAGAGGGAGCUCGCCAUGGCGCGGAUGGCAGCCGAAGCGAUGGCUGUCGACGGGGACGGCACAGAGGUACUCGGCCACGCGCAGGCGCUCAAGGCCAGCCUCAGCAAUUGGAAGACCUGGCUGUUUGUCGUUGGAUACAUGGCAAUCGUCGGCUCCUCAACCCUCUCCUACUUCUACCCCACCCUCGUCGAAGGCCUGGGCUACACCGGCAACAUGGCGCAAUACAUGGUGAUCCCCAUCUACGCCGCGGCGUUCGUCUGCAACGCCAUCACCGGGUACUUCGCCGACCGGCACCAGGACAAACGCGGGUACUUCCUCGUCGCGAUGAUGACGGUCGCCAUGGUCUGCUCGAUCAUCAUCUGCGCCGUCUACGACUUCAAGGCGCGCUAUGCCCUCCUCGUUAUCAUGGGGAUGGGUCUCUGGGCAUCGAACGGGCUAUCGCUUGCCUAUGCGUCCGUGAGCUUUGGCGAGAUGCCGCGGGAGGUCCGGGGGAUUUCGCUGGCGCUCGUCAAUGCGAUGGGGAAUCUGGCGCAGAUCUAUGGCGCGUAUUUGUUUCCGGAUAGUGAUCGGCCGAAGUAUCUUAUGGGCUUUGGGGUUAUCAGUGGGCUUUGCUUUACGGGGGUUGCGAGUUAUUUGGCGUUGCAGGUUUUGCUUACACGGAGGGCGAGGGUUUAG